Molecule: messenger RNA, 1443 nt
Organism: Fonsecaea monophora
Lineage: Eukaryota; Fungi; Ascomycota; Eurotiomycetes; Chaetothyriales; Herpotrichiellaceae
Exons: 2
Coding region: 1-1443 (480 amino acids)
Biological process (GO): siderophore biosynthetic process
Source: RefSeq, a predicted model, not a curated record
AUGUCGACUUCAUCACAGUCAUCCCAGUCCCUCCCGCCCGUGAGACUGCCUGAGCCAUGGAAAACCAGCUACGAAAUCCAGCAGACUGUGUCCCCGGACUUUCACGGCGAUCCAACCUUCAAGCUCGUGUUGUCAGAAACACAGCUCCCCGACUCCCAGCCACCGCCGGAGCCUCUUCAUCAUGAUGGCCUCACGUACUCAGAUACCUUCGUCGUGCGGUCUGGGUCAGAGCCAACGGAGGCAGGUGACAACUCUCCUUGGGCGCGAUUUCACGCCAGCGCCAUCUCGUAUGUCUCGUGGACAACACGUGCACAACCACCGACCGUGGGUCAGAUCUGGCUGUUGAUCCACGCCCUGCUUACUCAACACCCUGAUCACGAGAGGUUCCGGCUCCAGCUCACGGGGAACGGCCACGCACAGCUCUCGCAAGAGCUAUUGGCGACCGGGAUUGCCACACCAAGUCCUAAGCCCUCAAGGCCUGGCCAUGAGCACCCGACCACGCCGUCGACCGGCACCGUCACCGUCGCCGUCACGACGACGCAAGUCUCAGUCUCCCGAUCUGCAUUCUGGCAGGGCGCCGCGUCGCCCUUUGGCACCCGGCCGGUCUGGGUAUCGCACCCAGCGCUGUACUCGCAAUUCUCCAAGCCGGUCACAUCAGCCUACCCAGCCUUCCCGCUCGAACACACCGUCACCUUCACCCUGGACCCGCGGCCCGUCCACGCACAGCAUCCCAUCCGGCCGCCCAAGCCUACCCGCGGCGCCGUGAUCUACAGCCGCUACGUGCCGGACCUGGACGAGUUCUUCGCCAUGGACCACCUGGACUGGCGCGACGACGCGCACCUGGCGCUCUUCCACAAGUGGCAGAACGACCCGCGCGUGUCGCAGGGCUGGAACGAGACGGGCACGCUCGAGCAACACCGCGAAUACCUGCGCAAGAUGGACGAGGAUCCGCAUCAGAUGGCCGUCUUGGCGCGCUUCAACGACGUCUACUUUGCGUAUUUUGAGAUCUACUGGGCAAAGGAAGAUCAUAUGGGCGUCUACAUCUCCCCGGCGCCUGGCGACUUUGACCGCGGCCGCCACUCGCUGGUCGGCGACGUGCAGUACCGCGGACCCCACCGCGCCUCGGUCUGGUGGACCAGCCUCAUCCACUACCUGUUCCUGGACGACCCGCGCACCGUGACCAUCGUCGGCGAGCCCAAGUUCACCAACGCCAACGUGCUCCGGUACGACAUGGCCAACGGCUUCCACCUGCACAAACUAGCGGAUCUGCCGCACAAGAGGUCCGCCAUCGUCAGGUGCGAGAGGGUGCGCUUCUUCCAGGUGGCCGACUUUGCCUCGACUGGUGCCGGGUCCAAUGCGAUCGCUGGGGCGAGGGGUGAGAAGGGCACGUCGAGUGCGGGGGUCAAGGGAGCCUCUCCCAGUACUAAGAAGGCAAAGUUGUGA